AUGGCCGUGAACGGCGAACGUGACGAGGCGCAGGAUCGAGUGAUCAACAAGACGCUCGACCUGAUCGACAAUCUUGAUGCCGACCAGGCGCGCAGUCUUCUCCGCUGUUUCAUCAUCGACGAAGAAAACUUCGAUUCUCAAGCGCUCGCCACAAUUGCGAAAACGGUGCGCGCGACCUGUGAUGGGACUGGGGGUGACUACGAUGCUCUGUGCCAUUUUCCCAGCGGCGCCGUGGCUCGGCUGAACAGAGAGCAUCUCCUCGCGGCAUUGGCUGCGUCGGCUGCGUCAGCCGAGGCGGAGACGACUCACGAUCACAAAAUGGCUGGAUUGGCCGAGAAACUGGCCGCUGACCUCGGAGACCUCGAGUUCGAGAAGCAGGAGACCAGGCGCCUGAUGCGUGACGGCCACGUCACGAUCAACCACUACUACGUGAACCAGAGCCCAAAGGGCCAGCAACAGACCCAGCCAGAGGUGCCUCAGCCCCAGGUGCCUCCUCAGCCCCAGGUGCCUCCUCAGCCCCAGGUGCCUCCUCAGCCCCAGGGACAUCUCUGCGUUCUGUGCAACCAACGUUACCUUGACGAAGAUAAUGUGCCUCGGAAGAACGGCGAACAUCCCUGCAGCUACCAUACAGACGGCACGAGAAGGGUUGUCACCCGGCUCUUCACAGGCCGGCUUGAGUAUGGCUGA
Messenger RNA from Diaporthe batatas, 687 nucleotides. RefSeq lists its product as uncharacterized. The transcript is spliced from 3 exons. NCBI's taxonomy places the organism in Eukaryota, Fungi, Ascomycota, Sordariomycetes, Diaporthales, Diaporthaceae. Bases 1 to 687 code for a protein of 228 amino acids. The record is from RefSeq and is a predicted model, not a curated record.